This is a messenger RNA of Dicrocoelium dendriticum, 1981 nucleotides long. The record is from the annotation of a GenBank genome assembly. Lineage: Eukaryota; Metazoa; Platyhelminthes; Trematoda; Plagiorchiida; Dicrocoeliidae.
UGCUGCCACGCAUCAUUGUCAAGAGCAUUCUCCGGCUGAUAUAAUUCAUUGUAAUGUUCCUGACAUGGGUAAUGACUUCUCAAAUUUAGUGACUAUUUUUCAGCUGCGAUUCAUUUUCACAUGCACAACCGUAACCUCGGGAGCAUAGAGGCAAGAGGAGUCAGUGAGAACGAGGCGUGUUGCACCGUCUUUCAUCGGUCUGGUUUUCGCUCCAUCUUCAUUAUGAACCUGCUAAACUAAUUCUUGUUACCAUUGGGUACAUAUCAGUUGCUGUUAUUUCUGAAACAAUGCCCGAUUUAAGUGUUGGAUCCAAGCCCAGUAGUAGAACCUCCGCCUCAAGAAAGCGCUCUGUGUCUAAACUGUCACCUUCUCUAAAGGGUCGGGAUGCUAAACAAUUCAAAGGUAAGACAUCUUCCACCGCAUCCAAACCUAUGCGCCGGCGUCGAUCACACUCUUCUUCCGCCUCCCAAUCUUCGGAUUCUUCAAGUUCGGACUCCGGUUCAGAUUCCACUGCCUCAAACACAACACAAUCCUCGUUGGAAUCCCCGAAACAAUCUUCCAAGCUGAAAGAUUCAAAGUCUUCUUCUCGACACAGACCUAGCAAGUCUAACAAGCUGGACCCCACCACUCUCCCUUCUAACAAAUCUACAGACGUUCGCCGUCCACAAGAAGAUUCAAAAAAGCUGGCUGUUAAACCUUCUGAAUCCUCGGAGUCCAAAGAGGUACUUCACGGCGAAGCUGCUCCCAAGCAGAAAAAUACCAGCUCUUUAGCAAUUGUCAGCGAAUCGCUAGCGUCGUCCACGGCUGCUCCCCCACUCGAUGUGGCAAAUUCCGUAGACGAUAAAAAUGCACCCUCACAAAAAUCGCAACCGUCUGUGAAGACUACUACAAAGCCUGCUAAAUCCAUGGAUAUUGAAGUGGCUAAAGAUAAGAAGGAAAAAGGCAAACAAUCCGCUGAGAUUCCAGCGUUCACUCGCGUUUUGGUGGAAAAGCUUACGCGAAAUGUUACGAAGGCUCACGUGGCGGAAAUUUUUUCCGUUUGGGGUGUGGUACAGAGUGUGGAUAUGCCGCCUGACCGACUUCACCCUGAGUUUAGCCGUAGCUAUGCUUACGUGACAUAUGACGACCCCAAGUCUGCCGCUGACGCUGUCAACUUUAUGAAUGGCGGGCAAGUUGAUGGUGAAGUCAUCCGUGUUACCGAAGUCUUCUCUCGUUCAACCGCUCUAGGACGUACUGAACUCAGGGCAGGCUCGAUCGACCGCACCCAACACAAUGAUAGAGAAAAGGACGAAUCUAAACGGGCACCGGAGAGCAUUAGUGCACCAACUCAGAGUAACAAAGAAGAGAGGCGUUUGGACGAAUCCACAGAACGCCGGCACGAACGCACGCGCCCCAAUGAAGAAUUGGAUCGACGUCGGGAUGCCCGUGAACGUGAUCGGGAACGCGAUCGUCAGAGAGAACGCGAAAGGGAGCGGCAGCGUGGUCGCGAUCGACCUCGUGAACGUGAUCGAUCUCGCGGAAGUAGGCCACGCCGAGCCAGGCGUGGAAGUAGCGGCAGUCCGUUUGCUAGCCGUUCCAAUCUCCACCAAGAGCGACAACGAUCACCUAUGGUUGGCUCGCGUUACCGAAGACCCAGCCCUCCGGCUUCAAGGACUGAGCCUUCAGGUGGCCGGCGUGCGCGUUCACGUAGUCCAAUGAACAAGCCUCAGGCUGCCGCACGAGCUGCUGUGGAUAGCAAGACAGCAGCGGCUCGCCGUGGCCGCGGGGUUACAUCGCGGUCAUCAUCCUCAUCUUCGUCUGAUUCCGACUCGUCCAACUCUUCUACCUCUAGCUCCCGCUCUGGAUCGAGCUCAUCUUCGAGUUCUAGUUCAAGUCGCUCCCGCACUUGAUCUACAUUUUUUGUACGUGUUUCGCCAUUACACCUAACAGUCCAUCGCGUGCUCAUUGUUUUAGAUGGGAGUAAUAAAAUGUGCGCUAUAAA